AAGCUGGAGCUGUGCUUUAUGGAAAUGACAGCUUUGAAGACCAACUCAAACAAGCAACGUGAAGGCAGCUACUUUAGCUGAAGUCACAGUGGACUGAGCUUAAUGUGUGGAAAUAACUUCUUCAGUUGGCAACAGACAACAGAAGAACUUCCAUUCCAUGUUUCUGCAAGUCCUAACAUGUGGACACAAACCCUAGUAAAUCUCUCUCAGAGCUCUCUGGCGCUAUAGUCUUCCUGCCUUUUCUCUGCCAGAAAAAAAAACAUUGGCUCAGGUUUCCUGGAACUGAUCUACAAAAGAUUCCGUCAAAGAGAAAUGGACCAUUUGCGUAAAUCAGUGCAAAACCAGCUUUAUGCUCAGAGAGUCUAUGCGUAACUCAGUUGCUGUGUUGGUUCUGGGUUUCAGGAAGUGUUGCAAGAAAACAUUUUUACUUCUGCUCUCUCCAGCUGGUCAGGCAGCGUGUGGAGGAGUGAACCGAGGAGAUUGUAACAUUUUGCAGCUGUUCAUGCCUUGGAGUGGAUAACCGCUUGUAGUCAUAGGAAAUGCAUCACUGCAGCUCAGCAGAUUGGCGAUGAGUCACUGCGCUCUUUAACAUAUAAACCUCUGGAGGAACCGCUCACUUCUUGGGGCUGCACAUUCUCACGGGCUCUCUGGGUCCACCGAAAAAACUCUGGAGUAUUGUCCAACUUUGGAGUAUUGAAAAAAUGAAAAACUUGCAUUUACCAUUAUUGCUUUUUACUGUGUUCUAUGCAGUUUCCUCUUCUUUACUGCAGAGACAGAUGGAAUUCGUUGAGGCAAUGACUUACCUAAGGCGGUUUGGCUACCUCGACACUCCACUGGACAAGGAUUCACAGGUAGACAUGAGUGAAGAGGCUAUAACAGAAGCCCUGAGUCUUUUUCAGAGAGUGUCAGGUUUGGCAGUUACUGGAAAGGUUGACGACGCCACAGUGACGAAAAUGAGGCAGCCACGCUGUGGGGUUGAGGAUCCUUUCAAUCAAAAAUCCAAUAAAUACAGGCGAUUUGGAGGAAUUUGGAGAAAAAGGAGUCUGACAUAUCGUAUCUAUAACUACACACCUGAUCUGGGGAAGGCUGCAACCCAGAGGGCCAUUAGAUUGGCUUUUAAGUACUGGAGUGAUGUCACACCAUUAAGCUUUAAGGAGAUUGAAUACGGGCGUGCAGAUAUUAGGAUCUCAUUCCAUGCCAGAAGCGGCUGCCUAUCACCUUUUGAUGGACGAGGUAAUGUACUUGCUCAUGCUGAAGCCCCUCCAUCAGGGCUCAUACAUUUUGACGAGGACGAGCUCUGGACUGAAGGAAAAUAUUACGGCUCUAACCUGCGAAUUGUGGCAGCUCAUGAGAUUGGCCAUGUGCUCGGUUUGGGUCACUCUCAAUACAGUGAUGCGUUAAUGGCUUCAUACUACUCUGGCUACAAAGUCAACUUCAGACUGCACCCUGACGACAUCAGAGGCAUCCAGGCAUUAUAUGGUAAAAGAAUCUCCAGUACCACCACGGACGAGGACAUUAAUGGCUUGGGCCCCACAACCAUCUCACCUUUCCCACAAGUUAAUGUUCCAGAUCCAUGUGAUGCCAAACUUGAUGCCAUAAUGCUAGGUCCUUGGCGGAAGACCUUUGCUUUUAGUGGGGAUUACAUGUGGACAAUCACAGAUAUGGGACAUAAUGCUCCAAUAAAGAUCAAGCAGCUGUGGAAAGACCUGCCAGGGAACCUGAAUGCCGCUGUGUACUCACCGAGAACCAACAAGACUUACUUCUUCAAAGGUGAUAAAGUUUGGCGCUACACAAACUUCCGGCUCGACUUCGGCUACCCCAAACAGUUGACCAGAAUUCCACCUAACAUUGAUGCUGCCUUGUACUUUGAGAAGAACAAAAAGAUUGUCUUCUUCAAGGGCUCAGGUUUUUGGCAGUGGGAUGAAAUGGUGUAUAACGACCUGAGCAUUUACCCCAAACCCAUUUCCCACCUAUUUACUGGCAUUCCAGUCAACCUGGACGCCGCCUUUACUUGGACCAACGGCAAGGUGUACUUCUUUAAAGAUGAUAAAUACUGGCGCAUGAACAAGCAGCUGAUGGUGGAUUCGGGUUACCCACUCAGUAAAAGAGUGCGUUGGAUGAAAUGCACCCACUGAGGGUGUGGAGAGUUGAAUGAAGAGUUAAAGAGGACUUUUAACACCUUAAGGCUUUAAACUGCAGAGGAGUCAGGGACAUGAGCAUUGUUGAAACACGUUGUGUGAUGUGUAGCCAUGUUGUCAUGAUUUACUUUCAAUAAUUUCACAGAGGAAGAGUGUGUCCACUUUUGUGUAUGUGCUCUUUCUUUCCCGCUCUUGCAGUCUGUUGAGUAGACUAGAGAGUAGACAUGUGCCAAUAUUAAAUUUUGCCUAACUAUUAUAGUUCACAAUACUGUGUUUUAAAAAAUUAUCGUCAUUCAAAUUCCAGGACAAAUCAUCUAGCAUGUGUAUAACUUCUGCAUUCUAACUGUAACAUUUCCCAUUGUUUUUAUGGUAGGCAAGCUGCUCCAGAUGUUACGGCAGUUUGCCCAUUUGUUAGUCAUUUUAGUGGAAAACAUGCCUGAAUACAACAAAAACAAAAAACCUGCCACUGUUGACAGCCUUUUCCAAAAUCAAAUGUGAAUAUAGUGACCACAUUUUGAAGUGUCAGUGCUAGCAAUGUCGUGUAAGUUAAUUAUUGUGUUAUAUCUUAUUACAGUUUAUUGGCACAUGUCUACUGGAGAGUUGUGAUAAAUGUUGUAGCAAAUCAUCAGGGAGGUUAGGUGUGACAAAUUUAUAUCUUAUAAACUAUCUCAAUAACGAACUUAUGUUUAGUUGAUGAGCAACUUUUUUCAUUUAUUCUUGCAGUAGUGUAUAAAGAGCUAGGUUCAGUCAAUUAUGGUCUAUUCUUAGCAGUUUACAUACGGGUGUUAAGCUUUCUUUCUAGCUUUCUUCUUUCCCCAUUUGAAAAUGUAAAGAUUGCUCUUUAUAGUCACAAAAGAGUGUUAUAUAAGAAACAUCCAUCAUACAUGGGUUUGAUGUUUGGUCUGGUGCUUGAGGGGAGGAGGAGGCGUAUAUAUCUGCUCCUUGUGUUCCUGCUUAGAUUUGUGAGAAUAUAAUUAUUAAUGAAUAUUUCAGUUGCAGGGGUUUAUUUGCUCAGUUUGAAGUCUCACUUUUGCUAAUUGCAGGGACUGUACUGUACUGUCAAUGCACUGAGAGAGUGAAGAACUUUACUUUACAUUUAAGUGCCAUGAGAUCAUGUAGCAAUGCACACAUCUGAAGCCAAAAUGGACAAAUAGCAAUACAUUUUAAAGACUUUGAUAAGCAACAGUGCAGGCACUACUGAGGCCACUACUGCUGCGCAUACUUCUCAGGAGUAAGAUAUGUCAGUAUAAAAGCUAUUUUUUUUUUGUUUCUCUUUUCUGCAGAGAUAAUCAUCUGACUUCUAUUUAAAAAAAAAAAAAAGUCUUGCCAUCUGAGUCCAUAAGAAUCUGUGACCUAUAAUUUCUUAUAUAAAUGUACACAUUUUUGGACAUGCAACAAAUCUACAGAUAUGUGCAUAUCUUGUACAGGUGUAUGAAAUUGGUGGUGGGAGGUUUUCUUCAUUUCAUUAUCUAUGAAGCUUCAUUUGUUUUUUUUCUUUUAGGAAUUUAGUGAUUAGUCAUUCUGUCCUGUAAUAAAUCAUUUCAGUUUGA
Messenger RNA from Pangasianodon hypophthalmus (striped catfish), 3688 nucleotides. RefSeq names its product matrix metallopeptidase 19 (gene mmp19). NCBI's taxonomy places the organism in Eukaryota, Metazoa, Chordata, Actinopteri, Siluriformes, Pangasiidae. Gene Ontology annotation, biological process: extracellular matrix organization; proteolysis; collagen catabolic process. Gene Ontology annotation, cellular component: extracellular matrix. The record is from RefSeq and is a predicted model, not a curated record. The coding region runs from base 702 to 2135 and encodes 477 amino acids. The transcript is spliced from 9 exons. Gene Ontology annotation, molecular function: metalloendopeptidase activity; zinc ion binding.